GAGUCGGUAGCAUUAAAAGUUGCCGAUUUCGUUGUUCGUGCAUUUAAUACUGUUAACAAUCCUAGUCCGCGUAGAAAACAACCACCGAACCUGGAAUCCAAUGAAGAAAGUUUUCAUAGUGACGAAAAUUCACAAGAAGAUCGACCGAAUAGUAACCUCUACGAAGCUUCAAAUCCCAUGUCACCUUGGCGACAUGUAAUUCGUGUGUUGGGACUUCAACCGAACCAAAUUAGCGCAGUAGCUGUUAAUGCUCUUGUGUUUGUUGCACAAAUGAUUUCAACUUUCUUAACGGGUGCCCGAAGACCAGGCAGACCAAAUCGAGCAGAGGAUCCCACAACGUGGAUUCUAAAUAAAAAAUCUAGAAGACUUCAAGAUCUCGUCGCAAUGGCUAAAAAUGAAUCUCUAUCAGAUCUGAUUGAACAAAUGAUACAACAAGAAUCCACAGAAGAAACAAGCUGUAUACGUUUACUAGUUUGUAAAAUAACGCCUUUCAUAAAUAAAAUGCAAAAUACUGUUUUCGGUGAAGACAAUUCAAACGACAAAUCUCGAGAACGUACAGGCGCUGCAAUUUUAUACCGGCAUCUACCAACAUCUGAAGAAAUUAACAGUCGUAGUAAUUUCUGCGAGAAUCGACACAAGAAUUGCAAUUUGAAUGAGUAAUUAAUUUAGGAAUUUCAUAAGUUAAUAGUCUUAA
Papilio polytes (common Mormon) is the source of this 694-nucleotide messenger RNA. RefSeq lists its product as uncharacterized. Lineage: Eukaryota; Metazoa; Arthropoda; Insecta; Lepidoptera; Papilionidae. The record is from RefSeq and is a predicted model, not a curated record. The transcript is spliced from 2 exons. The coding region runs from base 178 to 660 and encodes 160 amino acids.